Stylophora pistillata is the source of this 827-nucleotide messenger RNA. RefSeq lists its product as uncharacterized. Gene Ontology annotation, cellular component: nucleus. NCBI's taxonomy places the organism in Eukaryota, Metazoa, Cnidaria, Anthozoa, Scleractinia, Pocilloporidae. Gene Ontology annotation, molecular function: metal ion binding. Gene Ontology annotation, biological process: regulation of telomere maintenance. The record is from RefSeq and is a predicted model, not a curated record.
GUUGAGAUGGAGGCAGCAGAUGAAUCUGCAGUGGAGGCCACUUCAGAAGAAAUGGAAAAACAGCAGGAACCAGUGGAGGAAGUAGAGUCUGAGAUACAGGUGCCUUCACGCAGCAAAUGGGAAGAAAUGGAGCCAGCGGAGGACAAACUGAAUAAACUUGACGGUAUCCGUCUGAUGAAAGGCAAGAGGAAACGACAAGAGUCGCCGCCGUUGCAUUUGAGUGAUGAUGAUGAUGACCCGUACGAUGAACGUGAAGAAGACAUGCGCAUUGGAAAUUCGGUGGGCGGAUCUGGAGGAGAAGAAAGAGUUGGAACACAGAAGAAGGAUCGGUUUUUGUAUAGGUACCGACUGGAGCUUGUUAACGGAUCCUCAAGCGGAAAUUCCCCGUAUGUAGGGAUAGAGUAUGGUACCUCUGGAGAAUCGUCCAAGCGUGUGGAGCCCCAAACAGGAGAUCAUGACAAGAAAUCAGACAAAAUUCGUUGGGACUUCUUCAUUUAAGCUUGUGCCCCUUAAGAUGAACCCUUUUGUACAAUGUUUGUCAUACUGCGGUUUUUUUUAUAUUCUAAGCUUUGAACUAGACUCGUGAUUUCUAUUAAAAGACUCCGAAAUCCGCCGUCCCACAGGAAAAAUGUUUUGAUGGACAGCUCUUCGUGGCCAGAGGAUUAAUGGGCUGUUAGGGAUUUGUUGAAUAAUUCUUAAGCCAAAAAAAUUAAAUCAUUUUAAAUCAGUUUAAAACCAUGUUUUCCUACCAACAGAAAAAAGGUUAAGUAGUGUGUAUAGUUGCUUGGAAUGUUUCAUAGAUUUUCUAAUAAAUAUAAGAAACGUUG